Wyeomyia smithii (pitcher-plant mosquito) is the source of this 2180-nucleotide messenger RNA. RefSeq names its product probable arginine--tRNA ligase, cytoplasmic (gene ArgRS). Gene Ontology annotation, molecular function: ATP binding; arginine-tRNA ligase activity. Gene Ontology annotation, biological process: arginyl-tRNA aminoacylation. Bases 123 to 2123 code for a protein of 666 amino acids. NCBI's taxonomy places the organism in Eukaryota, Metazoa, Arthropoda, Insecta, Diptera, Culicidae. Gene Ontology annotation, cellular component: cytoplasm. The record is from RefSeq and is a predicted model, not a curated record. The transcript is spliced from 5 exons.
GGUCUGGCAUCUCUGAUUUGUUUACAUGUUCAACAUCAGCACGUUUCGGCGUUUCGUAAAAAUUACAAACGUUGCUGUUUGUGUCAUACUUAAAACAGUUAAAGUAAGAAUAUUAUCGUAAAAUGGAAACCAAUAUCCAGUCAGAAAAAGCAAGACUAGCAAAAAUUGAACAUGAAAUUCAUCAAUUACGUGCAGUCAUUGAAGGUACACGUAGCAACAAUAGUCUAGCAAGCGAUAACCCGGAACUUGGAAAGCUACAAGUAGAAAAUAUGAAGCUUAAGCACCGUUUGGAAAUUCUCAACCGAGCAAUUGCAGCUGAACGAAAUGCAUCAUCGGCGAACCAAUCAGGAGGACCUAUAUCCAUACUAGAAACAUUAACCUCGCUUUUCACAGAAGCAAUUGCCACAGCAUUUCCUGAAGUAUGCAAAGACGUUCCGACUGUGAUAACAGUUUCAAGUUCACCCAAAUUCGGUGACUAUCAGUGCAACAAUGCAAUGCAAUUGGUACAAAAGUAUAAGGCAUUAGGUGUUACGAAAAAUCCUCGUGAUAUUGCCAGCCAAAUGAUGGCGGAACUACCAAAGUCACCGAUUAUAAGUAAAGUGGAAAUUGCCGGUGCAGGAUACGUGAAUGUAUUUUUGGAUAAAAAUUUUAGCGCAUCAGCAAUUAUGUCAAUACUACAACAAGGGGUGAAACCACCCCGUUGCGAGAAGAAACGUGUCAUAGUUGAUUUCUCAGCACCAAACAUUGCCAAGGAAAUGCAUGUUGGACAUUUACGAUCCACCAUCAUUGGAGAAUCAAUCAGUCGCUUUCUAGAGUUUCUUGGCCAUGACGUUCUUCGUCUGAAUCACGUUGGCGAUUGGGGUACUCAGUUCGGAAUGUUGAUUGCUCAUUUACAGGACCGCUUUCCUGAUUAUGUGAGGAUUUCUCCGCCUAUUGAAGACUUGCAAGCUUUUUACAAAGAAAGUAAAGCACGAUUUGAUUCCGACGAAGAGUUCAAAAAACGUGCCUAUAGUUGUGUAGUGAAGCUGCAGAGUGGAGAUCCCGCAUCACUGAAAGCAUGGACGUUAAUUUGUGAUGUUUCUCGCAGGGAAUUUCAACGUAUAUACGAUCGUUUGGAUGUAACAAUCAUUGAGCGGGGGGAGUCGUUUUACCAGAAACGGAUGGAAGUUAUUGUUGAAGAAUUGUCUUCACAAGGAUUUCUAGAAGAAGAUGACGGUAGAAAAAUAAUGUGGGGCGAAAAUCGAGAAGCGAUUCCACUUACUAUUGUGAAAUCAGACGGUGGCUUUACUUACGACACCUCGGAUAUGGCGGCAAUCAAACAGCGUCUGCAAGAGGAGAAAGGUGAAUGGUUAAUUUAUGUUACAGAUGCUGGACAGGCCACACAUUUUCAGGUAGUAUUCUCCUGUGCACGUCGUGCUAAAAUACUUGAUCCAACUGUGCAUCGUGUUGAUCAUGUUGGAUUCGGUGUUGUGUUAGGAGAAGAUGGCAAGAAAUUUAAAACUCGUUCAGGAGAUACAAUCAAACUGACCGAACUGCUAGACGAGGGGCUGAAGCGAUCGCUUAAUAAAUUAUUAGAUAAAGAACGAGAUAAAGUACUUACACCAGAGGAACUCAAGGCAGCGCAAGAAUCUGUCGCAUACGGCUGUAUUAAAUAUGCUGAUUUGUCCCAUAACCGAAACAACGAGUAUAUUUUUUCUUUCGAUAAGAUGUUGGAGGACAAAGGCAACACAGCUGUGUAUUUGCUCUAUGCUUACACUCGCAUUCGUUCUAUUGCUCGUAAUUGUGGUGGAGAUUUUGCCAACGGCAUCGAAAAAGUGAUUGCCAGUACCAAGUUAAGCUUAGAACAUGAAAAAGAAUGGAAACUAGCUAAGGUACUACUGAAGUUUACGGAUGUGAUGAAACUCAUUUCAGAGAAUCUGUGCUUGCAUCAUCUCUGUGAUUUCGUUUAUGAGGUUAGCACUACGUUUACUGAGUUCUAUGAUGUCUGUUACUGCAUUGAGAAAAAUAAACAAGGGGAAAUAGUUAAAAUUAAUGCUGGUCGGGUAUUGUUGUGUGAAGCAACCUCACGAGUUUUGAAAAAAUGCUUCCAUAUACUAGGUUUGAAGCCGCUGCACAAAAUUUGAAUUCUGUUUUAAUUUUUUGGACUUCAAUAAAAGUUAUACAAAUAUUUGAAUAUUUCA